Daphnia magna is the source of this 2500-nucleotide messenger RNA. RefSeq names its product failed axon connections (gene fax). The record is from RefSeq and is a predicted model, not a curated record. Bases 290 to 1465 code for a protein of 391 amino acids. Gene Ontology annotation, cellular component: cytoplasm. The transcript is spliced from 7 exons. NCBI's taxonomy places the organism in Eukaryota, Metazoa, Arthropoda, Branchiopoda, Diplostraca, Daphniidae.
AGCAUUCACGUUUGGUCAGGGCACAAGAGCGCGUCCCCUCCACUCUUGCUCUCUUCCCUUGUCUCGCAGAAUUUUUUGUCUCAUUAAAAAUAUUUUUGUCAUUUUAAUUUUGACAGUUUAAUCGUUUUGUCCUUUAAAUUCGAAAUUUCAUCAAACAAUUUUUGACCGGUGUGCUGUUUUGUGAAACAUUUUGUAUCAAAUAGUUCUCCUGUUCGGAAGCCAUCCACCCUUGUCUACUUCCCCUCGUCCCCCCACCCUUCACACACCAGCCCGCUAGGAAGCAGGAAAGAUGUCGAACGACGAGAAAACCACCGUUGCUCCGGUUGAAGACCAGCAGGUUAAUAACAAAGAGGUGGAAGAGAAACACCUAAUCGAAGAACAGGCCAAGAACACGGAGGCCAACAUUGAUAACGGAAAGACGCAACAGGUCGAAGCCACGACCGACGCCGUCAAGGAAGCGACGCCGAGCGCCCCGGCUUCUUCAAAGCCACUGAAACCGGCCGCCCAUAAAGUCGACUUUGAAAAUAAUGUAGUCUAUCUCUACCAGUUCUCCCGCACGAAAAACAUCCCGUCUCCAUCGCCGUUCUGUCUUAAAGUCGAAACAUGGCUCCGCAUGGCUGGUAUCAAGUACGAGAAUGUGGACCACAAGAUGAAGUUCCGCUCGACCAAGGGCCAGCUGCCGUUCGUGGAAUUCAACGGUGUUGAGAUCGCCGAUAGUGCCGUCAUAAUCAAGGAACUUGGUGGCAGCUUCAAUACUGAUAUGGACGCUCAUUUGACUUCAGAACAACGUAACGUUGUACAUGCUACAAUCACAAUGCUCGAAAAUCAUUACCAUUGGAUUGAUGUUUGGUGGCGCACCAAGAAUCCGGAUGCCAUGCUUCAAGGGUAUAAGAUUGACCUGCAGCAUAUGGUUGGAUCGAAAUUGCCCAUGGGCUUGUUGAAGUUCUACUACCGUUUCUCCUUCAGACGUCGGGGUAUGAAGAAAGUCCGUGCCACUGGUAUCGGUGUCCACUCGCCGGAAGAGAUCAUAAAGAUGGGAAAAGACGACCUAAAGGUGCUGGCUGAUAUGCUUGGUGAUAAAACUUUCUUCUUUGGCGACGAGCCUACCACGCUUGACGUCGUGGUUUUCGCCAACGUCGCUCAAUUAGUCGUCGUUGACAAGGAAAUUGCUCAUCCUUUACGAGACUGGAUCUUGGAAGAAGGCAAGAACCUUGUCCAACACUUCGAAAAGAUCAAGGAGAAAUAUUACCCCGACUGGCAAGAGAUGUGCGAUACGUUGGAUAUGAACACACACAUCCCCAAGCCUGUCAUAGAAGAGAAGGAACCCGAGAAGAUCGAACAGAAGGAAGAGGACAAGAAAGAGGAAGACAAGGAGAAGGUUGAAGAUGAGAAGGAGAAAGAAAAGGAGGCUGACGAAAAGGCGACGGCGACGGAAACGGAUGAGAAGCCGAAGGAAACCAAGUGAAAAGUCUAAAAGACGCAAUUUUUUAUCCAGAUGAUAAACAUCCGUUUAUUCCUUUUGCCGAGCGGUCAAGGGGGACGCAUUAUCCGUUUUUCAUUUUUAGCUACUCUUUUUCAUCCCACCAUUUUAAUUCUUUUCCUUUUUGUUUUUUAUAUCACGGACUUUUUUCGUAUUAGAAUUAAAAUCUUCCAUUAAAAAAGGAACUAAUGUAAACGAAAGUGAAAGAUAAGGGGACGUUCGUUGUAUUCAAGCCACGUUUUGUUUUAGAUGUGACGUUGGUUAACUAAUUUAAUGGUUUUCCCAUUGACUCCCCGCUCUCCUGCUGCCCUUCAUUCUCUUCAUUACCAAAAUCUUCUGAAGGAUUCUUUUUUUCUCUUCGUUUAGCGUCUGUAAAACAAUAGUCUCAUUUUUUUUCUUUAUUUUUUUCUUUUAAAAUAAGUUUUAAGUCACGCACUCAAACCAACAAAGAUCAAUAUUCGUGUCGACAUGUGGUUUUCUUGUUAUUUUUUUUUUUUCUCCGAGUUAGCAGACGUGAUGAUUUAGGUAACUUUUUUGAUUUUUUUUUUCUUGGACCGUUUGAAACCAGAGACCCGAGCUGAAUGUGACUAAGGGGGAGGGGGAAAAUGCUUUCAAAUUUUGUCUCCUUUAAAGAAUUCCUAUUAUUCGCACAACUUCGAUGGGCUUCUGAUAAGUGUCUAAUACCAAUGCUCUGUGUGUACGUGUGUGUGUUUGACCAAAAUUUGCAUUGCCAGAAAUUGUCCUGCCCGUUUUUGGAGAUUUCUAACCUUUAAAAAAAAAAGAAAAAAAAAUUAUUUCCUACUUCUAAGAUAAAGCUUCUGGUUGUAUUCACCAUCUACUAUACCGCUCAUGUUCUUGCCACGCACGUUUGAUAGAACACGCGUGCCGAGUCGUCUGAUAAACAUCAAUCAAUUGGCUUGUCGUUUGAUGUCAUUGUCUCCCCUUCCCCUUCAUUGAUUACAGAGAAAAACCAUGUCUUCGACAAGAAUACUCAAAUAAAAGAAAAUCCAAUCUUUAAAA